AGAUAUGUCAGAUAAAAAGAGGUCAUUGAAAUAUCUUCCAAUUUAUUCAUUUCUCUUUUCAAAUGAAAAAGGCUCUAGUUUAUAUAAUGUUUAUGACCAGGAUGAAGUGGUAGAUAAAUUGGUUAUCAAAAUUGAUCAAGACGAUCGAGCCCCAAAGUUUUCCAUUGCAGACGACAUUUCUGAAGUAUAUGAUUUACCUGGGAUUUAUAAAUGUAUUAACGGUCAAAAACCUUUAAGAGCUGUGAUUGAUAUCGAUACGUCAAAAGUGGAUAUGGAAACAGCUGAUAUUCUCAAAGGGUUAAUAAUUACUACAUCAUCAGAUCCUAGCAAGUGUAGCUACCAUAUUUUAUAUGCACCAGCUCUCCUUAUUGAUCAUCAUGAACUUAAAGCAUUCACUGAAUUAGUAUAUAGUUUGACUGGUGAAAAAUUCGGCAAAUACAUUGAUAGAGGAUUACCUGGCCAUAAUUUUAAUCUUCGCCUUGUUAGUUCAGCAAAAAAAGGACUUGAAGUAAGACCUCAAAUACUUAGUACAGAAAAAAAUAAUGAUCUGUUAAGAAUAUCUAUAGAGCAGGAUAUAUUACAAAAAUAUGCGGAUCUAAUUUUGCAAAAGUAUUCUAAAUAUCUUAGGAAUUGGAUUAUUGAAGAAAAGGAAGAGACAAAGGAAAACUUAAUAUAUUUUAACUGA
This is a messenger RNA of Funneliformis geosporum, 685 nucleotides long. The record is from the annotation of a GenBank genome assembly. NCBI's taxonomy places the organism in Eukaryota, Fungi, Glomeromycota, Glomeromycetes, Glomerales, Glomeraceae.